AUGGCAUCUUCCGUUCUGUCCAGAGCUUUCUUAGCUCAUCGAUUCCUUCAAUCUUCUUCUACUCACUUUCACAAACCCAAAUUCUUCACUUCGAUACUAUCCAAGAGAUCAUUUCACUCUUUUUCCUUUUUUUUUUUUUUUUACUAUUUUAAUUGGGUUUUCUAUGUGGAUUUUUGUUUUUGGGGGCGAGAAUUGGACUGGUCUGUUUAUUGUAGCAUGACUACAUCAGCAGUAGCCUCUCAAGCUUCAUUUUCCAUGCAGUCCCUGCAAACCAACGAACCUGUUGUUUCAGUGGAUUGGCUCCAUGCCAACCUUCGAGAACCUAACGUGAAGGUGUUGGAUGCAUCCUGGUACAUGCCAGAUGAACAGAGAAACCCAGUUCAAGAAUAUCAGGUGGCACAUAUUCCUGGUGCUCUUUUCUUUGAUGUGGAUGGCAUAUCAGAUCGAAUUAGCAAUUUGCCUCAUAUGUUGCCAUCGGAGGGAGCAUUUGCUGCUGCUGUUUCUGCCCUUGGCAUUGACAAUAAGGAUGGGCUUGUUGUGUAUGACGGAAAGGGAAUUUUCAGUGCAGCUCGUGUUUGGUGGAUGUUCAGAGUUUUCGGUCAUGAUAGAAUUUGGGUUUUAGAUGGAGGUCUGCCUAGAUGGCGUGCUUCAGGAUUUGAUGUUGAAUCAAGUGCGUCGAGCGAUGCUAUCUUCAAAGCUAGUGCUGCCAGUGAGGCAAUAGAGAAAGUAUACCAAGGACAGCAUGUUGGGCCAGUUACCUUCGAAACCAGAUUUCAGCCACAUUUGGUUUGGACACUUGAACAGGUCAAGGAAAAUGUGGAGGAGAAAACAUAUCAGCAUGUAGAUGCUCGUUCAAAAGCUAGAUUUGACGGUGCUGCACCAGAGCCCCGAAAGGGUAUAAGAAGUGGCCAUGUACCAGGGAGCAGAUGUAUUCCUUUCGCCCAGAUGUUGGAUGGUUCACAGACACUCUUACCUGCAGACGAGCUCAAGAAAAGAUUUGAGCAAGAAGGAAUUACAUUGGACAAACCCGUGAUAACUUCGUGUGGCACUGGUGUAACUGCAUGUAUCCUGGCAUUGGGCCUCCACCGACUGGGGAAGACGGAUGUUCCGGUAUAUGAUGGUUCGUGGACAGAAUGGGGAGCAAAAGCCGAUACCCCCGUUGAAUCCUCUGAAGCAUAG
Messenger RNA from Fraxinus pennsylvanica, 1179 nucleotides. The record is from the annotation of a GenBank genome assembly. Lineage: Eukaryota; Viridiplantae; Streptophyta; Magnoliopsida; Lamiales; Oleaceae.